Molecule: messenger RNA, 530 nt
Organism: Cylicostephanus goldi
Lineage: Eukaryota; Metazoa; Nematoda; Chromadorea; Rhabditida; Strongylidae
Source: the annotation of a GenBank genome assembly
AUGGAAAGCACCGACACAAUGAAUUUUCUGGAAAGAACCAAAAGCGUCAUAGGGAUAGUAACCGACAAAGAGACCGCCUUGUUCCGUGAAUUGGUUGAUCCCAACUUUCCAGAUUUGCUCGAUCUGGCGAAGCAGUGCCCACUGGUAGAUCACAGAAAACUAUUGAUGUGGUUGAACUCUAGCCUUGCACUUCAGGUGAUGGUGAACUCAAAUGAACUUUAUGACUACCCGAGGCCUACACUCGCCAAAAUAGUAAAUAUAGGUGGAAUUGGGGCACAGCUGAAAGAUGCAAAACCAUUAGCUCCAGUGAGUUCAAAUUUUCUAAGUCAGGCAAUUUUGAAAACACGAACAAAGGCUAGCACCCAGUCAGCCAGGGCUCAGCACGCAUUGGCGCUAGAGACUUUCAAAAAAGUUCCUUCUGAUUUUGCUAGAAAUUGCGAGCGUCUCGAGAUAGUCAGGAGGUACGAUAAUAGAACAUUUGCAGCGAAAAAUGCAUGGGAGCAAAGAAAAUUCGAGAAUAUUGGAUAAAG